UGCGUAAAUGUUUUAAUGAUUAUCAACUCCCACCCCAACCAGACCAUUCCUAAGUUCGCAGGCCUCAGCCUCAGCAUCAAGUGCCAAGCCAGUCGCUCAGCUCAGGUCUCUGAUUUGUUAAAAUCUCCGAGAGACUCAAAACCUUAGGAAGGAAGCAUUGGCGGAUCGACUUAACUUUGUCUUUUGCUCCCUUCCGCCCGCACCCACGUACCAAAAUUUGAUUUUUAUUUCAAAGUAUAUAGGUUGCCAUCGUUAUGGGCUCAAUGAGACAGAAGCUUAUACUUUUUUUGUGGGAAGAGAUUCGGUACAAUGUUUAUGGAGCAUAUGAAAAGGUGCAGACUGAUUUCUAGCUCUGUUGGUGUUCAAGUGCAGGGUGGCUGCAAAGUGGAUUUGAAUAUUCCCACAAUGUCAAUGGAUUCUAAUGUCAUAAUAGCAAGUCCUGUUGUUGAGCCUCAUGAUGGCAUUGAAUUCGAAUCUCAUGAGGAUGCCUAUACAUUUUACAAAGAGUAUGCCAAGUCAGUGGGAUUUGGCACUGCCAAGUUGAGCAGUCGUCGGUCCAGGGCUUCCAAGGAAUUUAUUGAUGCAAAAUUUUCAUGCAUAAGAUAUGGAAAUAAGCAACAGUCUGAUGAUGCCAUUAAUCCGCGGCCUUCUCCAAAAAUCGGUUGUAAAGCAAGUAUGCAUGUGAAGAGAAAACAAAAUGGCAAGUGGUACAUUUACAGCUUUGUAAAGGAGCACAAUCAUGACCUUUUACCGGAUCAGGCUCACUUUUUCAGAAGCCACAGAAAUGCUGAUCCUCUCAAGAAUGAUGUUAGAAUACGCAGACGAAAGAACUUAGCUACUGUGUCCAAACUAUUCAGUGCUUAUCAAAAUGUCGAAUGUUUGGAGAGAUAUUUAAGAAAUCAGCAUGAUAUAGGACGUAAUUUGAUUUUAGAAUCAGGGGAUGCUGAAAUGCUGCUUGAACAUUUCAUGCAAAUGCAGGGAGAGAAUCCGAAAUUCUUCUACGCAGUUGAUCUGAACGAAGAACAUCGACUGAGAAAUGUGUUCUGGGUUGAUGCCAAAGGAAUGGAAGAUUAUUCCAAAUUUAACGAUGCGAUAUCUUUCGACAUCACCUAUUUCUCCAACAAGUAUAAAAUACCUUUGGUACUCUUUAUUGGAGUGAACCAUCAUACUCAACCUACAUUGCUUGGAUGUGCUUUGAUUGCAGAUGAGACUGUAUAUACUUUUGUUUGGUUAAUGCAAACAUGGUUUAUCGCAAUGGGUGAACAGGCUCCAAGAGUUAUCCUCACUGACCAGAACAAUGCCAUCAAGGCAGCUGUUGCAGCUGUCUUCCCAGGCACCCGUCAUUGCUUUUGUUUGUCGUAUGUAAUGGAAAAGGUACCGAGGCAGCUGGAGUUUUUGGGCAUGUGGCAUGAUAGUUUUAUGGAAAAAUUUAACAAAUGUAUCUUUAAGUCGUGGUCAGAAGAACAAUUUGACAAGAGGUGGUGGAAACUAAUUGAUAAAUUUAAUCUUAGACAAGUUGAUUGGAUUCAGUCCUUGUAUGAAGACCGAAUGUAUUGGGUGCCUACGUUUGUGAGGGAUAUAUCCUUUGCUGGUUUGUCUAGAACUUCUCGAUUAGAAAGCUUGAAUUCUUCGUUUGACAAAUAUGUCCAACGGGAAACAUCAUUGAGGGAUUUCAUGGAACGGUACAGAGAAAUUCUCGAAGAUAGGUACGAAGAAGAAGCUAAAGCAAACUUCGAUGCUUGGCAUGAAACCCCCGAGUUGAAAUCUCCAUCACCCUUUGAGAAACAAAUGUCUCUUGUAUACACACAAGAAAUUUUUAAGAAAUUUCAAGUUGAAGUUUUGGGAGCAGCCGCUUGCCAUCUUAAGAAAGAAAAUGAAGACGAGACAAGCACAACUUACAGUGUUAAAGAUUUUGAGGAUAAUCAGAAUUACGUAGUAAAAUGGAACGAAUCAAAAUCAGAUAUAUAUUGUUUAUGUCAAUCAUUUGAGUAUAAAGGCUAUCUUUGUAGACAUGCCAUUGUUGUUCUCCAAAUGUCGGGCGUGUUCAGCAUCCCACCUAAGUAUGUGCUGCAGCGAUGGACGAAUGCUGCUAUGAGUAGACAUUCCAUUGGUGAAAAGCUGGAUAAUGUUCAACGAAAGGUUCGCCGGUACAAUGAUUUAUGUAGACGAGCCAUAAUAUUGGGUGAGGAAGGAUCCUUGUCCGAACAGAGUUACAAUGCAGCUUUAAGUGCCAUAAAGGAAGCUUUGAAGCAAUGUGCAAGUUUGAACAACUCUUUAGAGAACAAUGCAAGACCUGAUACCUCAGCAGUAAGUGGUGUUUGCACUGUUGAUGCAGAGAAUCAAUGCAGCAAUGCUUCAAAUUUUGAGGUGUCCAAUCAUAAAGUGACCCCAGCGAAUAGGGCUUCUGGGAGAGCCGGUGCUGGGAAAGAGGCCGCUAGUAAAAAGGGAAAGGUACAUCAGACAGAAGCUGCAAGUGUUGGCACUCAAGGUGGCUUUCACCAAAUGCAGGAGCUGUCUGGACCAAACAUGAUGCAGCAGUUACAAAAUGUGGUACCUGCCCAUAUACAUAAUAUGAAUCUGGUGCCUCCUCCUGCAAUGUUUCAAAAUGUUUCGUCAGCAGCAGCGGCAGCUGCAGCAGCACAGUUCCAUAACAUGGCUGCUGCUGCUUCGACCGCACAUUUGCAUCACAACCCUCGUCUUCCUCGCUGAUGCAAACUUCUCUUGUAAAAUCCAAAACAUUAUAUUAUAUGUACAUACAUAUAUGGAUUCUUUUAUUUGGUGAUAAUAUGAAACUAAACUAGUUGAGCACUCACUUACUCUAAUCACAAACCCAGUUUGAAAAA
This is a messenger RNA of Humulus lupulus (European hop), 2843 nucleotides long. Its product is annotated as protein FAR1-RELATED SEQUENCE 4. The transcript has 4 exons. Gene Ontology annotation, molecular function: zinc ion binding. The record is from RefSeq and is a predicted model, not a curated record. Bases 310 to 2709 code for a protein of 799 amino acids. Lineage: Eukaryota; Viridiplantae; Streptophyta; Magnoliopsida; Rosales; Cannabaceae. Gene Ontology annotation, biological process: regulation of DNA-templated transcription.